ACCUCCGGCGGUCAGCGGGGCGCUGCUCUCAUGUCUCCCCGGCUUCACCGCCUCCUUCUCGGCAUAAACUCUCCGGCUCUCUGACCGCCUGACCUCGGUGUGUUUGCCCACAGACGGCGGGGAUGUUCCGGCUGUGGUUGGAGGCGGCCGUGGUGCUGUGGCUCGCCCGCGGGGCGCUGGGAGGCGCAGCGCGGCUGUACACGGAGGAGGACCCGCUGGUGAUCCUGAGCAGCGGCAGCCUGAAGACCACCGUCACUAACUCGUCGUCGGCCUGGCUGGUCCAGUUCUUCUCCUCCUGGUGCGGACACUGCAUCCAGUACUCCAGCACAUGGAAAGCUCUGGCCCAGGACGUGAAAGACUGGCAGGAUGCCAUCGGUGUUGCCGUGCUGGACUGCGCUCAGGAGGAAAACUUUGACGUCUGUAAAGAGUACAGCAUCAAGUUCUACCCAACAUUCAAAUAUUUCCGGGCCCACAGUCCGGUGACAGACAGAGGGACGACCUACAGAGGUGCAGACAGAGAGAUCCAGUCUGUCCGACAGGUGAUGGUCAGCAUCCUGCAGAACCACACCAGGCUGGACCGGCCCCAGCACUGUCCUCCAUUAGAACCAUACAGCUCUGCUGAGCUGCUGCCUCUGCUGGGUCAACGGUCAGACCACUACACCGCCGUCAUCGUGGAGGAACCCGACUCGUACGUCGGCCGCGAGGUGAUCCUGGACCUGCUACAGUACUCAGGUGUGCAGGUGAAGAGGGCUCUGAGCUCAGACCUCCCCCUGCUGGACGCACUGAAGAUCUCCGCCUUCCCCUCCAUCUACCUGCUGCAGCCCAACGGGACGCACUCACACCUGCACAGUGAGAAGAAGCUGCGGUUCUUCUUCUCCUCCCUGCUGAAGACGCUACCUGGAGUCCAGCGCAGGUUGCAGUCGGACAGCAGCAGCUCCAGUGUCGGCCAGGUGGGGGCGCUGCAGGACAAACAGAGGACAGAGCCCUGGAGAGACUUUGACAGGUCCAAGGUGUACCUGGCGGACCUGGAGUCGGCGCUGCACUACCUGCUGAGGGUGGAGCUGGCCACGCACAGCACGCUGGAGGGGGAGGAGCUUAAGGUCUUCAAGGACUUCGUCGCUUUGGUCGCCAAGUUAUAUCCAGGUGGAGGCUCAGUGAGGAAGCUGAUGGAGACGCUCUCUGAUUGGCUGAUCAGUCUGCCGCUGCAGCGAAUCCCCUAUCAGGCUGUUCUGGACCUGGUGGACAACAAGAUGAGGAUCUCAGGUGUGUUCCUGGGGGCAGAGCUUCGCUGGGUUGGUUGCCAGGGCAGCAGGGCGGGGCUCCGAGGUUACCCCUGUUCUCUCUGGACUCUGUUCCACGUUCUGACCGUUCAACACGACGCCACGCCCACCGCACUGGACAACACAGGUUCUCUCAGUGAUGAUCCUCUCUUUCCUAAGUCUCCAUGGCCGAGCACCUCCCUCUGCUCCUCCUGCCACGAGGAGAAAAAUGGCGUCCACGUGUGGAACCAUGACAACGUGCUUCACUUCCUGCGACGACACUACGGCGCCGCCAGCCUCUCCCCCCGCUACUCCCUCACCCCCCCACACCUCCCCGCGCCUCCUCCUGAGCACGCUCAGAGCAGCCGGCCGGAGGGGGAGGAGCCUCGCCGUGGCAACCAGGCGGUGAGGGAGGAGCAGAGGGAGGUUCUGGUGCGGCCCGGAGGCUCUGCGUGGAUCCUGGGCUCGCUGGGCUUCAACAGCGUGGACAUGAGUCUGUGCGUGCUGCUCUACGUCUGCUCCUGCCUCUUCCUCAUGCUGCUCUUCUUCUUCUUCAAAGUCCGGUCCAGGAGGUGGAAGCUGCGAGCCGGCCGCCUGCACGUCUGACUGGACCCAACGGAACCGGGCGGUGUAACAGGGUCAGGGCUGGUUCUACUGGGACGCUCAGGGAGCCUCCAGCAGCGAUUGAUGACUCCAUCAGUUACCAGAAUGACUGACUGAGUCACUUUUAAAGUUUUAUUUUAUGGAACUAAAGAAUCCGGAUCAGAACCUGCAGCGCCUUUGUGGUGUCAGCUGACGUUUUUAUUUACGGUUAAACUCAACAAAAGAAAAUAAACUACGACUGUCGUCCCGUGAGGAGUCUCCAUGUUCUCCCCGUGCAGCGUGGGU
This is a messenger RNA of Stegastes partitus (bicolor damselfish), 2147 nucleotides long. It is a transcript of the gene qsox2, whose product is annotated as quiescin Q6 sulfhydryl oxidase 2. The coding region runs from base 123 to 1865 and encodes 580 amino acids. Gene Ontology annotation, molecular function: protein disulfide isomerase activity; flavin-dependent sulfhydryl oxidase activity. The record is from RefSeq and is a predicted model, not a curated record. Gene Ontology annotation, biological process: protein folding. Gene Ontology annotation, cellular component: Golgi membrane. NCBI's taxonomy places the organism in Eukaryota, Metazoa, Chordata, Actinopteri, Pomacentridae. The transcript has 11 exons.